Messenger RNA from Ornithodoros turicata, 5313 nucleotides. RefSeq lists its product as uncharacterized. Bases 1 to 5313 code for a protein of 1770 amino acids. The record is from RefSeq and is a predicted model, not a curated record. Gene Ontology annotation, molecular function: nucleic acid binding; zinc ion binding. Gene Ontology annotation, biological process: DNA integration. The transcript has a single exon. Lineage: Eukaryota; Metazoa; Arthropoda; Arachnida; Ixodida; Argasidae.
AUGGAACGUCUGAAGGUCAAGCGAGGAGCGCGACGUGGACAGUCAACGAGGAUUAUCAAUGAGGCGACGGCUGCCCUCGCAGACACGGGAACUACGGCACAUACGUACAAGUCACUGUUGGAGAGACUUCUUACGACCAGCAGAGAAAUCGGUCAACUCGACUCGGAGCUGGAAGCGUUGGUGGCAACGGAGAGCCUCGCUGAAGAGUACGCUAUGGUCCUGGAAUACGAGGAUCGCAUCGCUCACACGACAGCGCUGUUGAAGGCGAAGAUUGCGGAGUUAACGGAAGGUGACCGCAGACCUCCUGCGGCCUCUGCAGUAACCGAAGAGGGAACGAGAGGUAGGUCAAAGAGGAUAAAGCUACCCAAGCUACAGCUACAGACCUUCCGUGGAGAUUUGGAUCGAUGGCUCCCUUUCUGGGAACAAUUCUGCGAAGCGGUGCACGAAAAUGACGAUCUCACAAAAAGUGAGAAAUUUCAAUACCUGCGGACGCUCUUGUCUGGACCACCCGCUGCCGCUAUAGCUGGUCUGCAAGCUUCGGAGGCGUGCUACGAGGACGCUGUCAAGAUACUAACCCAUCGAUUUGGGGACCGGAAAAGGAUCACCCAGGACCACCUUGCGAAGCUCCGGACUCUCCCAGCGGUGACGUCACCAAGUGAUGUCAGAGGACUUCGACGGCUGUACGAUCACACGCAGGCUCAUAUCCGUGGUCUGCGAGCUCUGGGAGUUGCCAACUCAGCGUACGCUGCUUUGCUGGUGGACAUCCUUCUCAAGGCGCUACCCAGCGACAUCACACUGGAGUACUAUCGCCGAUCAGCACGUGCAACCACAGCAGUCGCUGUUCAACAGGACAGUGCAUCGGGAGACGGUCAACGAGAAGUACAGCACGAGACCUCGUACACCGAAAAAGAGUUAGAGAGAGUGCUGGACUUCCUGCGUAUCGAAGUGGAAAGCCGUGAGAAGUCCGGUAUGGUCAGCACGAACAGAGACGGGCCACCCAGAGGUGGAACCCUGGGAAAGAGUCUGCGGAAAGAGAAGAACGUCCCAGCCGCGGCCGUACUGCAGUCAUUAGCGAAAGCCACGUCAAAGUGCAUCUUCUGCGACUCGGAAGACCACAGCAGUGGAGAUUGCAACACACCCAUUGAACUGGAACGAAAGAAGAAGGUACUCGCGACGGACGGCCGCUGCUUCAGGUGUACCGUCAAGGGGCACCGAGCUAAGGACUGUAGGCGAAAAGUCACAUGCUUAACAUGCAAGGGGAAACACGUGACCUCCAUGUGCGACCCUAAAUGGUCGGGAAGCUCGUCAACGAAAGCGAAAGAAGUUGACACAGUUGCCAUGCACGCAGCAAGCUCCGAUCGAGACAGGGUCAGUGCCACUGUACUUUUGCAGACGUUCCGCUCAUGGGUCAUCGCUGGCAAUCAGUCCGCAUAUAUCCGAGGUAUUUUCGACGGCGGCAGUCAGAAAACGUUCGUUCGAGAAGAUGUGUCACGGCAGCUGGGGCUACCGGUACUGGAUGAAGUAACCGUGCGACUGAACACAUUUGGGGACCCAGAAACGUCAGUAAGUUCACACACAAGACUGGUCCAGGUGCGUUUGCGGAGCCAGUACGAUCAGAAAGAGCAUCUGAUUGAAGCCGUAGAAAUUCCUUUCAUCUGUAAGGACCUGGCAGAAGCCACGGCAAAUGACAGCUUCGUGGACGCCAUCAGAAGGGAGGGCGGUUCCAUUGCCGACGAAAUGUUCUUCCCAGGAGCGAAAGCCGAAGCAGGAAUCUGUCUUCUGAUUGGAGCGGAUCAGAUGUGGAGGUUCCUAAAGUCCGAUGUGCGACGGUCAGGGACGGACGACCGUACAGUUGCGGUGAACACGCAGUUAGGCUGGACGUUCCAAGGUCCCACCGCUGUCCUGUCGUCAGUCACCGGAGACGUCACGCUAACCUGCGCGUUACACGUGGAGGCAAGCAACGAGGAAAGGCCGUUUGAUCUCCGAAUGUUCUGGGAGCUGGAAGGUCUUGGGAUAACAGACGGCGCAAAUGACCAGCGCUCCGAGGACGACGCAGUGUGGCUACAUUUCCAGGACACCAUACAAAAGGAGGACGGCCGAUAUAAGGUGAGUUUGCCGUGGAAGACUGGCAGUGCCACGCUGAGGGACAACCGGGAAGUGGCUGAGCGUAGGCUGAGAAGCCUGAUGAAGAGACUUCGUUCGAACAAAACUCUUCUGCUGGAGUACGAUUGUGCGAUGAGGAAGUACCUCAACGACGGACAUGCAGAGGUAGUUACCGAAGCGGAGCAAGUACCAACAGAGCAUAUUUACUAUAUGCCACACCAGGCGGUUGUCCGGGAGAAUUCAACGACAACGAAGCUCAGAGUUGUCUUUGAUGCUUCUUCGCAUGCCCCGGGGACCGCAUCUCUGAACGCGCAUCUCGAAAAGGGACCGAAGCUAAACACGGAACUACUGCCGCUGCUGUUGCGCUUUCGGACGGUCAAGGUCGCUCUGGUGGCGGACAUUGCCAAAGCGUUUCUCCAGAUUGUAGUCAGGGAAGAGGAUCGUGACGCACUUCGUUUCCUGUGGUGUAACGAAACGCCGAAGGAAGAUGGUCAGCUGCCCAACGUGGAAGUCUGGAGAAUGACCAGAGUACCGUUCGGUACAACCUCCAGUCCUUUCCUUUUGUCGGCGACAAUACGGUACCAUCUAGAGAAUGUGGAAGAGCACCUACAGGAAACGGCAGCGCAUCUUGCAAAUUCCUUUUAUGUGGACGAUCUAUUGACUGGCGCUUCAAGCGAGGAUGAAGCUGAACAACUGUACAAGGACGCGAAUACCGUCAUGAGGGCGGCUGGGAUGGAGUUAAGAAAGUGGGCAUCGAAUUCCCCUGUUCUCAAUCGCCUCUUCGCAGAUCACGAGCCACGCUUAGAAGAGCACUACGCUGCGACCAUAGAAACAGGACUUUUGGGAUUACGGUGGAAUCGACACACUGACAGCAUCAAGCUCGCGGAAUGCAGCCCACCCAACACCACGUCGGCGGGCAACACGAAACGGUCGGUGCUGCAGCUCUCAGCCUCGAUUUUCGACCCACUUGGUGUUGCCAGUCCAUUCACGAUACGGGCUCGCAUGCUCUUCCAGCGCAUCUGGCAGCAUGGUCUUAAUUGGGACGACGAACUACCUGAAGAAAUAGCUUUGGAGUGGAAGCGCUGGUGCGAGGAACUGCCGGACAUGGCAAGAAUCGAAAUAUCUCGGUAUGUGAGCCAAGGGGUUGAAGACAUUGCGAACGCAAUCCAGGUGCACGUCUUCACGGACGCCAGUCAGUCGGCUUACGGAGCCACCGUAUACCUGCGCACAGAGGACGUCAAUGGAAAGGUCGUGGUCACGCUGAUGGUUGCUAAAGCACGAGUUGCGCCGCUAAAAACACUGACCCUACCCCGCCUAGAACUCAUGGGAGCUCUAAUAGGAUGUAGGCUGGCCAAAAGCCUUUUGGGUUCGCUCUCUCACCUUCCCCUCCAGCUAAUCUUCUGGACAGACUCGAACAUCGUACUCUGUUGGAUUAAAGGAUCGGCACUGCGGUGGAAGCAGUUUGUACGCAACAGGGUGACAGAAAUUCAAACUGCAACCGAUCCAGCUGCUUGGAGGCACUGUCCAGGGGAGCAAAAUCCAGCGGACCUGCUCACAAGAGGUGAAAGCAUGGAGAAACUGCUACACAGCAAGAUAUGGUUUAGAGGCCCUGCAUGGUUGUCGGAGUCGGCGGAGUUAUGGCCCAGCGGCACGCACGAACCACAGGUGAACGAAGAGACUGUAGAAGCAGAACGGGUAAAGAUACAAGUGCUCUUCGUGGACACAGACACUACUACUUCCAGCCUACUGAGGCUAGAGAACUACAGUAGUUGGUAUUUCGUGUUGAGGCUCACAGCAUGGAUUCGCCGCUUUGCAGACCGUUGCUGGCGAAAGAAGAGGCGGCAAGGGCCCCUAACUGCUAAUGAGAUUCAUGAGGCGGAGGUCCAUUGGGUUAAAGAGGCACAAAGGUCCGAGUACUACAAGGAGCUGCAGGAGCUCGCAGGUGGGGGCAUGGUGAGCCAGAAGUCUCCGAUCGCCCUCUUGCAGCCAGUUCUGGACCAGGAUGAUAUUUUAAGGAUCUCGGGACGGUUGCAGCACUCGACAUUGCCAACGGACGUAAGACAUCCGGUACUCCUCCCGCACGGACACAGAGUCACCGAACUGAUCGUUGAGGCGGCUCAUCGACGGCUUCUCCACGGGGGUGUGCAAGACACCAUAACCGAAGUGCGAGAGCGAUAUUGGGUACAGCGAUGCCGGCAACUAGUCAAAAAAGUUCUCUUUCGAUGCAACGCAUGCAAACGACACCGGGUAAAGCCAGCGUCGGCACCUGUUGCACCACUGCCCAGCGAGCGGGUGACUGAGAACCGGCCAUUUCAAGUGGUUGGGAUAGAUUUCGCGGGACCGUUGAUCAUCACACCAGCAGGUGGAGGCAACAAGAAGUCUUACAUAGCGCUAUUUACAUGCGCAGUCACCCGUGCAGUGCACUUGGAACUAGUAUCGGAUAUGACGACUCAAAGUUUUCUCCUGGCGUUCAAACGGUUCACUUCCCGGCGAGGGCUUCCAUCGGUUAUCUACAGCGACAACGCCGCAACCUUCAAGAAGGCCGAGAAGCAAGUGUGGAAAGCACUGAAAGACCCAGCCUUCCAGGACCACCUCACCACCGUAGGAAUUAAUUGGAAAUAUAUCGUCGAACGCGCGCCCUGGUGGGGCGGUUUCUGGGAGCGACUGGUGAGAAGUGUCAAGACUGCGCUAAGACGGACGCUCGGGAAGAACUGCUUCAGCUUCGAGGAGCUCACCACUGUUUUACAUGGCGUAGAGGCAGUCAUCAACUCUCGCCCUCUGACGGCUGUGAACGAUACACCAGAAGACAGAGAGCCACUGACACCGGCCCACUUCCUGGUAGGGAAGCGGGUGACUUCUUUGCCACCUUUCGACAUCAACCUUCAGGGGCCGACCACCGACACGCGGGCGUACUGGAAGCUUCAUCAACAACUACUAGAUUGUUUUUGGAAACGUUGGAGAACUGAAUAUCUUCUGCAGCUGCGGUCCGCCCAUAGUGUCAAAUCCACCGGUGGAACGACACCGCUUCGCGUCGGGGACCUGGUCAUAGUGCACAAUGAAAAGUUGCCCCGGCACAUGUGGAAGACAGGACUGGUUGUGGAGCUGUUUCCCGGAAGAGAUCGUAACGUCCGUGCGUGCGCUGUAAGAUUGACUGAUGGGACAGUGCUACGGAGACCAAUUCAGUUGCUGUAUCCAUUAGAGGUUUAUUGA